AAGUCUUUUCCUUUAGCUGCAUCCAAGCUAUUUAGUUGUGAUCAGAUGAUCCGGGCAGCAGUAACUGAUUGGAGAGCCGGCUGGCUGCAGCUGCAGUGUAGGCUGCUGUCAGGGACAAGGAGCCACUGUUGUACAAACAUAGCAUCAACAUAGAAGUUAUUUUGUGGGCUUCAGGAUGCAGAUAUGGGCUGUGCUGCCAGCAUUGUUCUGCUCCAAGCCUUUCGGUCUGUGGUACAGAGGAGCUGUCCUCACAUUUGCACAAGACGACAAGAAGAUCUGUCACAUGAAAUUGUGCUACAGGAUGAUGUGGAUGAAAUAAGCAGACCGAGAACUCUGAUCAUAAUGCAUGAGAAACCUAAACUCCUAGAGCCAUUGGAUUAUGAGUCUGCCAUUACAGAACUAGAAAAUACCUAUUCCAACGACCCUUUAAAAGAUCUCAUCUUAUUCCCUGAAGAUGACUUCUCAGUGGAAACGAUACCCCUUGGUAUUGAAACCGUGUAUUCUAGUGUACCCGAAGAUGCUGAACAGAAAGCUGAACAUUUAUUGGUCAAAGAGGCCUGCAAAUAUUAUAACUCCCACUGGCAUGUAGUCCAUUUCAAGUAUGAACAAUACUCCGGAGACUUCCGUCAGCUGCUUCAAAAUGAAUCUAAGAAUGAAAAGCUUCCUUCACAUUCCUUUGAAAUUGACCAUGAAGAAGCCGACAAGGAUGAAGAUACAACGUCCCUGUCGUCUUCGAAAGGAGGUGGAGGAGGAGGGUCAGGAGUUUUCAAAUCUGGCUGGCUGUAUAAAGGGAAUUUUAAUAACACUGUGAACAAUAGCAUUACUGUACGGUCCUUUAAAAAACGUUUCUUCCAGUUGACUCAGCUCUCUGAUAACUCUUACAUUAUGAAUUUUUACAAAGACGAAAAAAUCUCCAAGGAACCGAAAGGCUGCAUAUUCUUAGACUCUUGUACAGGCGUUAUCCAGAAUAAACAGCUUAGGAAGCAUGCCUUCGAGCUGAAAAUGAAUGAUCUGACAUACUUUGUGCUGGCAGCUGAAACGGAGCAAGAUAUGGAUGACUGGAUAUCUACACUCAACAAAAUCUUACAAAUAAAUCCUGAAGGAACAAUUCCAGAGAGGAAAAGUGUGGAUUUAUCUGAUCACAAACUCGAGGACCCGGGAGACUCUCUACUAAACUAUGAAUCGUCACAUGAAGAAGCUGAUUGUGUAGACAACUCCCAGCAUCCAGAUCUAGCUAAGUACCUUUCAGAAACUGAUGAAUCUAUAAGAAUGAAUAGAAACGUGGAGAGGCACAAUCUGUUUUCCUUAGACCCUGAUCUGUGUGUAACAAAGCUGCAGAAUUCAGCAAGCGACUCUGUGAUCAAACCAUUCGAGGAAAAGACAACUAAGAGGAUUAUGAUAUCUUGUAAAUCUCUAAGUCUGAAUCUUCAGGCCUGCAUCAAAGAGAAUGAGAGUGAACCAGUAACCAACAUUGAACCCUUCUUUAUAAGUGUAGCUCUCUGUGACCUCAGAGAAGGGAGGAAGAUCUCAGCUGAUUUCCAUGUCGAUCUAAACCACGACAUUGUGAGAAAAAUGAUUUGCACUUCUGCAGGAUCUGUGGAAAAUGGUACAACAUCUCCAUCGAUCAGUCCUACCAGAGUCCUGGAAGAGCCUGAAGUCCGUGGCUUCCCUGAAAAGUGGAUAAAGUAUCCUAAGCAGGCCAUUUUCUCUGUAACCAAUCCACAUAAUGAAGUGGUUUUAGUUGCAAGAAUAGAAAAAGUUCUUAUGGGAAAUAUUGCCAGUAAUGCUGAACCAUAUGUAAAGAAUUCUGAUUCUAGCAAGAUGGCACAAAAACUGCUGAAGUCAGCAAAACAGUUUUGUAGCAGGUUGGGGAAAUAUCGGAUGCCAUUUGCUUGGACAGUCAGGCCGGUAUUUAAAGACAACAGCGGAACCAUUGAUCGAGAAUCCAGGUUCUCCCCUCUCUUCAGACAGGAAAGCAAUAAGAUCUCCACUGAAGACCUCAUAAAACUGGUGACUGAAUACAGAAGGGCAGAGAAGAUUAGCAAGAUACAAAUCAUCCCUGGAAGCCUGGAUAUAUCAGUAGAGGCUGUACCCAUGGACCAGUCAAACUGCCUUACCUCAUCUCUAAUACCAAUCAAACCCUUUGGUGAAAUAGAGAAAUAUCUACCCACUGUGGAAGUGGAGGAAAUUGUACAGGCAACAACCAAAUAUUCUCAGCCUUAUAGGACUUAUAAGAACCAAAUAUACCUGUACCCCAAACACCUUAAAUAUGACAGCCAGAAAUGCUUCAACAAGGCGAGGAACAUCAUGGUUUGUGUUGAAUUUAAGAGCUCAGAUGAAGAAGGAAGCCUACCAUUAAAGUGUAUAUAUGGGAAGCCUGGUGGGCCUCUGUUUACAACAGCAGCAUACACCACAAUCCUUCAUCAUACUCAGAAUCCAGACUUCUAUGAUGAGGUGAAAAUUGAGCUUCCCACUCAGCUCCAUGAGAAACAUCACAUUCUGUUUUCAUUCCAUCACGUCACCUGUGACAUAAAUGCAAAAGCUAAUGCCAAAAAGAAAGAGACUCUGGAAACACCAGUUGGGUUUGCUUGGCUGCCGUUGUUUAAGAAUGAACAGCUCACGUCGCAAGAACACCUCAUUCCUGUCGCUGCCUACUUACCUGCAAGAUACUUGAGUGUAGAAGAUGGUUCUACAGGAAAGUAUACUGCAAAUGACAUUAAAUGGGUUGAUGGAGGAAAACCACUUUUUAAAGUAUCAACAAUUGUUGCAUCAACCGUGUAUACUCAGGAUCCAUAUCUGAAUGACUUUUUCCAGCAAUGCCAAAAACGGGACAAUGACCUGUCAAAGCCUCCAUCCUAUAAUUUUCUGGUGUCUUGUAAGAAUCUACUGAAUAUUGAGAAGAUCCACAUGGUUAUAAACUUUCUUCCUGUUUUGUUCAAUCAACUCUUUCAUGUCCUGACAAAAAAUGAUAAUGAUGAAGUGAUCACAGUAACUACAAGGGUCCUAACAGACAUUGUAGCUAAAUGUCACGAAGAGCAACUGGAACACUAUGUCCAUUCAUAUGUAAAGUAUGUGUUUAAAACAGUGCCAUAUGGAGAUCGUACAGUCCAUGAAGAACUUGCCAAAGGAUUGACAAGCCUUUUAAAAUGCAAUGACCUUAAUACAGUAAAGUUGGUACUAAGGCAUUCGCAGUUUUUCUUUGAGAUAAUUAUCAAGUCCAUGGCUCAACAUCUCCACGAUAAAGACAUGAUGCAGGUUGAGCGCACUAAGAGGUUCCCUAAAACCUUCCACAAUGAAUUGGAAUCGCUGGCGAUGAGCUUCUCAGACCAUAUCAUUUGGAAAUACAAAGAUGCCAUGGAAGAGACAAAAAAGGCUAACUUCAGCCUUGCCGGGUUUCUAAAGCGCUGUUUCACAUUUAUGGAUCGUGGAUUUGUAUUCAAGCUGAUAAGUGGCUGCAUCAGUAUGUUUAGUCCAGGAGACCACAAGAUUUUGUACCAGUACAAGUUUGAGUUUCUCCAGGAGGUCUGCAGUCACGAACAUUUCAUUCCUCUCUGUUUACCUAUUAGAUCUACAAACAUUCCAGAUUCUGUUACACCUACAGACUCUACAAAAGCGUACCAUGCUUUAGACAUGCCAGAGUACACCUUAACAGAUGACUUUUGUCGAAAACACUUCUUGAUCGGCAUACUGUUAAGGGAGGUUGGUUUUGCACUGCAAGAAGACCAGGAUAUUCGUCACCUUGCCCUGACAGCCCUGAAGAACAUUAUGGCUAAGCACUCCGUUGAUGACAGAUAUACAGACAAGGAAAAACAAGCGCAGAUAGCUAUUUUAUAUUUACCUCUCUAUGGUCUUCUCCUGGAUAACAUGUCCCGAAUUUUCAUGAAGGACUUUUUUCCAUUCUCACUUAAUACAUCCAACCAGGGCUCGAGAGAUGACCUGAGCACAGCGACGGCCUCCCAGAGCCAGUCUGUCAUGAAACAUGCUGCAUCAGCAGAUACCUCAUUUUCUAAAGAUGUCUUAAAUUCCAUUGCAGCUUUCUCAUCCAUUGCCAUCACUGCAGGGAACAAUGCCGACUCCAGGGCAUCGCUGGCCAGUCUCGAAUCAAUCCCAAGUGCCAAUGAAAAAAGUGAGAAGACUGAAAACUGUGAAAAGAUCACAAGGCCACUUUCUCUUAUCGGGUCAUCCCUACGAUUUGACAAACUUGAUCACAGUGAAACAAAAUGCCUGCUGAUCUGUUUCCUGCAUAUUAUGAAAAUGAUAUCCGAGGAUACAUUGGUCUCAUACUGGCAGAGGGCUCCAAACACCGAGAUCUAUGACUUCUUCAGCAUCCUGGAAGUGUGCCUGCAGAAUUUCCGAUACCUCGGCAAAAGAAAUAUUAUAAGGAAAAUAACAGCGGCUUUCAAACUAGCCCAAGCUACUCUGAACAAUGGAACCCUGAAAGGCUCAUCUUCACAAGCUGGUCUUCUGCCACAAUGGAUGCAGUCUGCACAUGACAGCCAUAAACAACCAAGAUCUCAAACACUUCCUAUAAUUCGAGGAAAAAAUGCACUCUCCAACCCAAAACUACUACAGAUUAUAGAACUGACAAGUUCCAUACCUAGUAAUUCCAAUGAAACUGACAUAGUGCACCACAUUGAUUCAGAUGGCAAUAUCGCCACCGAGGUCUGUCUUACUGUAUUGGACCUACUAUGUCUUUUUAAUCAAAGCAACCAGAAAUUAUACCUCUCUGACAGCCAGAGUGUGUUAAUGAAGAAAGUGUUUGACACGCAUCUCCUCUUCCUGCAAAUCAACCAGUCCGUCGCAGCCCUCCGCCAUGUGUUUGCUGCAUUAAGGAUGUUUCUAAGCAAGUUUCCUGCUGCAUUCUUUCAAGGACAAGCUGACCUCUGUGGUCCCUUCUGCUAUGAGGUUCUAAAAUGUUGCAAUCAUCGCUCCCGCUCGACUCAAAAUGAGGCCUCGGCUCUUCUCUAUUUCUUCAUGAGAAAGAAUUUUGAUUAUAACAAACAGAAGUCAAUUGUACGGUCACAUCUCCAGCUUAUAAAGGCAGUGAGUCAGCUGAUUGCUGAUGCAGGCAUCGGGGGCUCGCGAUUCCAGCAUUCCCUGGCAAUUAUCAAUAAUUUUGCUAAUGGAGACAAACAGAUGAAGAAUACACUAUUUCCUGCGGAAGUAAAGGAUCUGACCAAAAGGAUCAGGACCGUAUUAAUGGCAACAGCACAGAUGAAAGAGCAUGAGAAAGACCCAGAGAUGUUAGUGGACCUUCAGUACAGCUUGGCAAACUCAUAUGCCAGCACUCCAGAGCUACGGAGAACCUGGCUGGAGAGCAUGGCCAAAAUCCAUGCUAGAAAUGGGGACUUAUCAGAGGCCGCCAUGUGUUACGUCCAUAUUGCUGCAUUAAUUGCAGAAUAUUUAAAAAGGAAAGGUUACUGGAAAAUUGAAAUCAGUCAGGCCCCAAGCAUGAUGGUGGAAGAAGAUAAUUGCUCUGAUUAUAACCAUUUACUAAUCUCCACUGGUGCAAAAAGUUUGUUCUCGAUGGGGUGGCCAGCCUUUCAGAGUAUUACUCCAAAUAUCAAAGAAGAAGGGGCAAUGAAAGAAGACUCAGGGAUGCAGGACACCCCAUACAAUGAGAGCACUUUAGUGGAGCAGUUGGACCUGUGUGUUGACUUUCUCUGGAAAUCUGAGCGGUAUGAGCUUAUUGCUGAUGUCAGUAAGCCGGUCAUUGCUGUAUUUGAGAAACAGAGGGACUUCAAGCGUCUGUCAGAGCUAUAUUACCGUAUACACCGUUCAUACCUAAAAAUUGCGGAGGUUGUAAAUACAGAGAAAAGGUUAUUUGGACGUUAUUAUCGUGUCGCCUUCUAUGGCCAGGGUUUCUUUGAGGAAGAGGAAGGAAAAGAAUAUAUCUACAAGGAGCCCAAAUUAACUGGACUGUCAGAAAUAUCACAGAGGCUGCUCAAGUUGUACAGUGAUAAGUUUGGAGUAGAUAAUGUUAAGAUCAUUCAAGAUUCCAACAAGGUUAACCCUAAGGAUCUGGAUCCCAAAUUUGCCUACUUUCAAGUAACAUAUGUAAUGCCUUACUUUGAUGACCAAGAGCUUGAAGACAGAAAAACAGAUUUUGAGAGACAUCACAAUAUAAACAGAUUUGUGUUUGAGACACCAUUCACUUUGUCAGGAAAGAAACAUGGUGGUGUGGAGGAACAAUGCAAGAGGCGCACGGUGCUGACUACCAGUCAUUCAUUUCCAUAUGUAAAAAAGAGGAUACAGGUUAUUAGCCAGACAAGCACAGAACUGAAUCCCAUUGAGGUUGCUAUAGAUGAGAUGUCCAAGAAGGUCCAGGAGCUGCAGCAGCUUUGUACGAUGGAUGAUGUAGAUAUGAUAAGACUACAGCUGAAGCUUCAAGGAAGUGUUAGUGUAAAGGUAAACGCUGGACCGAUGGCAUACGCUAGAGCAUUUUUAACAGAGACAAAUGCCAACAAUUACCCUGAAAGUCAAGUAAAGCAUUUGAAAGAAAUAUUCAGACAAUUUGCAGAUACGUGCGGCCUGGCUCUGGAAGUAAAUGAGCGUCUGAUCAAGGAAGAUCAGUUGGAAUACCAAGAGGAGAUGAAGUCUCAUUACAGGGAAAUUCUGACGGAACUCUCUGAAGUCAUGAAUGAAGCGAUCACUUAUCGGGAAGACCCAGCAAAACAUCCCACAGCUGAGAAACAAUGCACCCUUCGGUCACUCAGCAGAACAAAUACAGGGCUGCCAAGCACAUCAUCCAAAGCGGAUUCCUGAUUGGACCAAUAUAGCACGUAUACCACAGACUGACCUGACCAAGGACUUGCUUCUUCAGGACACAGAUUGUAAUAUUAAUUUAUUCAGAAGCGUUACCGCCAGUGCUGAAGGCAGCGCUAGCGUAAUCCUUCUGCUGCCAAGGGGUUAACCAAUGGCAGAUGAGCACUCCCUAUAUGACUUGGUUGUCAUUAUUCAUGCUAAACCUAAUAUUAUUUUAUCUCCAGUGUCUAUUUUAAGAGUCUUAAUUCUAUGUUUUAUAAUAAAUAAGCAUAUUUGCAUUGAAAAUUGUAAAUAGAAGAUGUGUAAAAUUUGUCAUUUUUUUAUAGAAAUGAACCCAUAUCCACAAGAUAACUAAGAUUCUCUAGAUAUCCUUAGAUAAAGAUUUAUUAAAGUAUUUGUGAAUGUGCAUGGUUAUUAUGUGGUU
This is a messenger RNA of Hyla sarda, 7189 nucleotides long. RefSeq names its product dedicator of cytokinesis 10 (gene DOCK10). Gene Ontology annotation, biological process: regulation of cell migration; dendritic spine morphogenesis; positive regulation of GTPase activity. NCBI's taxonomy places the organism in Eukaryota, Metazoa, Chordata, Amphibia, Anura, Hylidae. Gene Ontology annotation, molecular function: guanyl-nucleotide exchange factor activity. Bases 184 to 6765 code for a protein of 2193 amino acids. The transcript is spliced from 56 exons. The record is from RefSeq and is a predicted model, not a curated record.